This is a messenger RNA of Apis cerana (Asiatic honeybee), 1413 nucleotides long. It is a transcript of the gene DNApol-alpha50, whose product is annotated as DNA primase small subunit. Gene Ontology annotation, biological process: DNA replication, synthesis of primer. The record is from RefSeq and is a predicted model, not a curated record. NCBI's taxonomy places the organism in Eukaryota, Metazoa, Arthropoda, Insecta, Hymenoptera, Apidae.
AGACAAUUGUAUAUCUGUCAAGUUUCUUAUAAAAUAUAAAUAAAAUGGAAGAAUUGGAAAAUUUGGGUGAUCUUUUGCCGACAUAUUAUGCAAGAUUAUUUCCUUUUCACGAUUAUUAUCGUUGGCUUAGUUACGGAAAUGUGAAUACGUUUAACAACAGAGAAUUUUCAUUCACUUUACAAGAAGAUAUUUACAUUCGUUUCCAAUCAUUUAAAAAUGUGAAAGAAUUAGAACUUCAAAUCAGAAGACUCCUUCCUGUUAAAAUAGAUGUAGGAGCAAUAUAUAAUUACAGUCCAAAAGAGCAAAAAAUAAGAGGUACAAAUUUUCAUCCUGUUGAAAAAGAACUAGUAUUUGACAUAGAUAUGACCGAUUAUGAUGAAAUAAGGACAUGUUGUAGUGGUGCAGAUAUUUGUGCUAAUUGUUGGAAAUUUAUGGCAUUGGCUUGUAAAAUUUUAGAUAAUGCUUUAAGAUCGGAUUUUGGAUACAAACACAUUUUAUGGGUAUUCUCUGGCAGAAGAGGUAUUCAUUGUUGGGUAUGCGAUCCUUGUGCACGUACUUUAACUGCAAGAGAACGUGGUGCAGUAGCAGAAUAUUUACAAAUUAUAGAUGGUGGUGAAUAUAUGAAGAAAAAAGUAAAUUUACCUGGAGAUAAAAUACAUCAUUCCAUUAAACGUGCAUUGGAAACAAUAGAAGCUGUCUUUGUUCCAUUUUGUAUAGAAGAACAAAACGUAUUAGGAACAGAUGAUGGAGUAGAAAAGUUUCUACAGAUAUUUAAUGAUGAUGAAAUUAAACAAGAACUAAAGUUACUUUUUGGCCAAUACAAUUCUAGCAAGGAUAGAUGGAAUGUAUUUGUUAAACAUAUUAGAAGCAAGAAGACUACGGGAGACAAAAAAUGGUAUCAAUAUCGUCAUUUGGUAGAAGAAAUAAUGCUGCAAUACGCUUAUCCGAGAUUAGAUAUAGCUGUCAGCAAAGGAAUGAACCAUCUUCUGAAAUCUCCUUUCUGUAUUCAUCCAAAAACUGGUAAAGUUUGUAUUCCAUUCACCGCGAAUACGGUGGACAAAUUUCAUCCCGAUAAAGUUCCAACAAUUAAAACAUUGAUCGAAGAAAUAAAUGAAUACGAUUUGAAAGAUAAAACCGAACAGGAAACUUAUGAUUUGAAUACGAAGAGGAUAAAAGAUUAUAAAAAAACUAGUCUUAAUAAGUCAUUGCAUAUUUUUCAAGAAUUUCUAAGGAACAUGGAAGUGGAAAGAAAGGAGCAAAGACUCAAGGAAAACGACGAAAAAAUGGAAUUUUAAUUCAAAAAUAAUAUAUUUUUUUAAUAAAUUUACGAAUAAAAUUAAUUUUUUUAUUGUUUAAAUAAAUUUAAAAUCGUUCUAAUACGUUUAUAAAUAAAAUUUAAUGUUUUGCAAAAAA